This is a messenger RNA of Siniperca chuatsi (mandarin fish), 711 nucleotides long. RefSeq names its product transcobalamin-1-like. Bases 94 to 501 code for a protein of 135 amino acids. The record is from RefSeq and is a predicted model, not a curated record. Gene Ontology annotation, biological process: cobalamin transport. Gene Ontology annotation, molecular function: cobalamin binding. The transcript is spliced from 4 exons. NCBI's taxonomy places the organism in Eukaryota, Metazoa, Chordata, Actinopteri, Centrarchiformes, Sinipercidae.
UCCAGUACUGUAAACAGUGAUGACUGCAAUAAAACCUGGUGACUGUGGAAGUACAGUCAGCUUGCAGUCAGCUAAGACUCCCGUACACCAGCCAUGAUGAUGGUGCCUGCUCUGCUCUCUGCAGCGCUACUGCUGCUGCUUCCUGGGACUCUGACUGAACAAAGUGAAUCCAUUUCCAUUGAUGUGGUGGUGGAGAACAGCUUACUAGGCACCGCUCCUGUGACCUUCAGCACUCGUGUGGUUUACAGAGGCAUCCUACUGGGUGCAUUGAAGAGACUCAUGGACUCCAAUGCAAACUUUAAGUUCACCUACACAGAGGAUCCAAACUAUGGCCCGUACCUGGAGAGUGUGAACGGUGUGGCUGGAAGCAAUAAAGACCGUACAUACUGGGAGCUGCUGGUCAGGACUCCUUAUGGCAAAAUCAUAAGACCUGAUGUUGGUAUUGGAUGUUACAUUCCUGGUGCAAAUGAGCAAAUCAUUCUGAAAUUUACCAAGUGGUGAAGAUUCAGCAGCCACCGCACAUCAACAUGAGAUCAGAGCCAGUGUUGGAAUCGACUUUAUGACAGUGUAUUUCAUAUGUGAACAAACAGCAUGCAUCUGUGUUUAAUGUUGAGUGAAUAAAAUAUCUCUCCAUGUGUUGAUUUCAUUGGUUUGCAAUGGGAAAUGAACAUAAGCUAAUAAACAGUUGUCAACACUACUGACAAAGAAACA